CAAGGCAGGCUAGGAAAGAAAGAGAGAAAGCCAAGUGGGCAACAACCUCUUCCACUGGAAGGCAUCUCAAGGCAGGCAGCAGCACAAGCAUUUUUCUGGUGACCCUAUCCUGGCUCAUCCUUCCUGCCUGCCUCUCCAAGGAUAGACCACAGCUUGCAGCGUGUGGGUGUCCCCUUAUCUUUCCUCAUGGACAAUAUCCUUUUUAUUUUCAUUUUUGCAUAAACAGAUUUUUAUUCCUUUUUCUUUUUCUCUGUUCAGUACUUCUGAAUUGUGGUUUCCAAUUAGUAGAUGCAUUGAGUCGAUUGAUGUAAACAUGUAAACAAAAAGCUAUGUCUCUUUCUGUUUUUUGUAUGUUCAAAGUCACACUAAUCUUCUGUUUGUAACAACCUGAUUGACAUGAAACAGACAGUAAGAAAACCCGGAGGUGACUGCAUCACUGGACGGAUAUUUCAGUCAGGCCACACACCAUCAGGCAUCAGUCAAAAGGAGAUUCAGUUUGAUGCAAUUGGGUGUCUACCGGCGGUCUAUUCUUUCCUGAAGAUGGAUGUUUCAGUUGUUCAUAGUGCGGUGGUUGUUGUCGGUUCUGACGUCACGUCGAAGAAAAGAGAUGGAUCAUCGACAUCGAGUGUUGCAAAUUUUCCGUAGGAAGGAAUUUUCUGUUAGUUAUUGUUGUUCUGAAGAAAUCGACACUUGAUUUCACUGGGAACAGAGUGGUUCUGUUCAGGCUGGCGUGUAGCUCUGCAGAGAAGGAGGAAUUCCUGCACACGGACUGAUCGAUGCUAAUAACUUUGACGACACAGAGAUUGACAAAGCUUCCUUUGAAGUUGAUGGAUUAUCCAGUGAGAGGACACGGUCAACGGGUUAGGUUAUCGGUCAUCACGGUUUUCUUUUAUCUUUUCUUCCAAGGAUCGAUUAAACACCACACCGGCCACCAGCCCAUUGUUGGAUCUCAAGUUAAUGGGCCUGGCCCAUCGUUUGAUCCAUCAUCCGUUUUUUUUUAUCUGAGGGAGAUGAAGGUUUAGAGGUGGCCGCCUGCCUGAUGGAUAGUUGGGGCGGGGAAAAUUGUGUUAAUGGGCUGGCGAACUAGAUCUUGGUUCAUGGGCUUCAGAGUUAGGUUCUCUGGUAUGGAAUCGUGGGCUCUUGUCUUCAGAGUUAGUUCCGCAGAAGGCGGGCCAGACCAAUUGGUCUCCGUACAUGGUCAGUUUUGCCAUUCCCAUUUUUUUCUUGCCGAAUAUUUUGCCUAAGGUUGGUUUGAGCUAGACCCAAAUUCAAAUUCAAGUACUACCUCAAAAUUCAUUCCUUUCUUCUAACCACGGAAGCGACUGAAAAAAAGUUCUGUAAAAGCUCUAGUGUAAGUCAAGCCAAGUCAAACAUGACAACAUGACAGCCACGUGGCUUCCCACCGUUGGCCAGUCCCCGACACGAUUGCCUCUGGCCCACGUGAGAAAGAGACCGACUUGACCGACCGCCCCUGCGUCUGCUACCGCGGGUCUCCGGCGGGCGACGACCUGUCAGUCGCCGUCGUCCCCCCUGCUGCUGCCUUGCCCGGUCAAUCCGAAUUUUCUUGCACGGCCAAUUAAGCAGUAAGCACCCCUUUUCGUACACACAGUACGCAAAUAUAAGCCGCAGCUAAUUUCGCCAUCUUUUUCGUAAGCCUCUGUUCGUGCGUGUGGUUGGAUCGCUCCUGUCUCGUCUCUCCAAAAUUCUCCAGUCCGUCAUUUAUUUCCAUGGCUUGUAAGCUAAGCUAGAUUAGCUGAUAUACUCUGCUUUUUCUACGGCGAGCCCUGCACUUGACUUCACGUUGGCAUUAGCUCGAGCAAAGUGUGUGCAUGGCGCGGCUCCUCCUCUGCUCCUUCGUCUCCCUCCACGCCGGCAGCGGAGCGGCGGCGGCGCCCCUGGUGCAGGUCGUGCUGGUCGCGCUCGUGGUGGCGGCGGCGGUCGUGUCGCUCUGCACCAGCCGCGCGCACGCCAAGCGGUGGAGGCGGACGACGACGGAGGCGCCGCUCUCGAAGCCGGCUGAGGACGACUGCGGCUGCGAAAUUGAGGCUGGGAGAAGCGGGCGGAAGCAGCGGCUGGGCGCUAGCCUGAGCGGGAUCGGCGGCAGGGCGGCGGCGGCGGCGGUGGCGAAGAUGGCGUCGUGGAGGAAGAAGGACGACUGCAGGCAGUCUCCCGCCGGCAGCGAGGAAGAAGACGGCGACGACGAGAAUGAGGUGGAGGCAGCGGUGUGGAGGAAGGGCAUCAUCAUGGGGGACAAGUGCCGCCCGCUCCAGUUCUCCGGCCACAUCGCCUUCGACUCCCACGGCAACCCGCUGAAGGUUGCCGGCGACAGCCGCGCCAAGAAUUAGCUCGCGCGAUCAUCAUCGAUCGUCGUAUACAGAUUCGGUUGGAUCGUACGUCUCAGGGUGUUGUGUGUAACCGUGUAUGAUCGACUCCGUCCUCACUGCUGUGUGUGUGCUUGCUGAUCACGUGUCGAUUUUUGCUCACUAGAUGUGUCAAGGUAGUGAGAUCAUUGUCUGUUCUGCUACAGAGAAGGGAGCAUAUAUUGACCAUCUUUUUUCCACUUGUUCUAUGGCACGUACGUUAUCUUUGGAACAUUUG
Brachypodium distachyon (stiff brome) is the source of this 2598-nucleotide messenger RNA. RefSeq lists its product as uncharacterized. NCBI's taxonomy places the organism in Eukaryota, Viridiplantae, Streptophyta, Magnoliopsida, Poales, Poaceae. Bases 1830 to 2345 code for a protein of 171 amino acids. The record is from RefSeq and is a predicted model, not a curated record. The transcript has 2 exons.